AGUGAGCAGAAGGCUGAAGUCAUCAAGGGAGUGAAUGGGUCCUGCACGCAAAGCAGAAACGCGCUGAAACUGCGGAGAUUUACUUUGGUUCACACACGGUGAAGCAGCAGCAGGAGGAGGUGUCGGCUUUACAAGAACUGCGAAACUCUCUGCUGGGAGAUCAGUUUUAAUGACUCCUCAUACUGAUUGAGAUUGAUUUAAAUUUUUUUGUCUGAGUUUUUUUGUUUGUCUGUUUUACUUUAUUUAUUUUUCUUGCGCCUGUGAGUGCUCCAGGUGAUGCUGAGCUGAAUAAGCGCGCCUGACGCAGUAAACGUAGCCACACACUCAGGGACGCACGGCGCAUCUCUCCACCAGAUGAGAGGAGAGGGUUCCCUACUUUUGAGUUCGGACGAAUGGAUUUAACUUUUCAGGCUUCUUCGGUGUUCCACUAAAGCCUUCCUAGCAUAUCUAUUCACCUCUUUUUUCAUGUUUUUUUUUUUUUUUAAACUCACAUGCUGAUGUUUAAUUCUGUUUCUGCGUAUAUGCGCAACAAAUGAAAUUGGAGUUUGCUCCUUUUAGCGCGUUUUCUUUCUCUCUUUUCGUUUUUUAAAGGAAAUGUUUCCCAUCUCUGAACGGAUAACGGACCUCUAACGAGGACUUGUUUUCUCGGCACAUAUGUGGACCCUAUCCAGGAUGUUACAGUCUAAACGGCCCAGGCAUCAUUGGGCCAGGGUACGCUACAGCCACCACAUAACACCCCACAACUUGGCUGUGUCCUGCUGCGUUUAGGAGUUUUCCGAGCGUCAACCUCUUUAGGCGGAGGAAAACAUUUACACAACAAAUAAAAGAAGAAGAAACGCCAACUUGUUUUGGUGAACAUUGACAUUGGCUUUAGGAGUCUCACCUCUGGGCUACUAUGCAAUUACAACUGAUCUCCUUUGUUCUGAUAAUCUGGAACUGCAUGGAUUACUCUGGUUGUCAGCCGCACAGCACCUCCAGGCACCGGCAGCACAAAGUAAUGACUGGUGGCAGCUCGGGGUGCCAGCAGAGUGGCUGCCUGACCUGCUCGGACUACAAUGGCUGUCUGUCCUGCAAGCCUCGUCUCUUCAUGCAUUUGGAGAGGAUCGGGAUGAAACAGAUCGGGGUGUGCAUGACUUCCUGUCCUGCUGGCUUUUACGGCACCCGGUCCCCUGAGAGAAACACGUGUACGAAGUGCAAGUCAGAGUGUGACUCGUGCUUUAACAAGAACUUCUGCACGCGCUGCCGAAUGGGGUUUUACCUUCACCUGGGCAAGUGCCUGGACAGCUGCCCUGUAGGCAUGGUCCACAGUGACGCACAGAGGGAGUGCGUUCUCAGAUGUUCUGCGGAGUGUGAAUCGUGUGUGAACAGUGACACAUGCAACCGGUGCCGGCCUGGCCUUUAUCAGCUGAAUGGAAGGUGCCACCAUAUCUGUCCUGAUGACUAUGAGCCCAAUGACAAACUAAUGGAGUGCACACCACAAGUGCACUGUGAGGUGGGCGAGUGGAGUGAGUGGAGCCCCUGCUCUCGGUCGGGCAGAACCUGCGGCUUCAGACGGGGCCAGGAGACCCGCACAAGGCAGGUCCUGCAGUAUCCAUCUCCGUUUGGCAAUCCCUGCCCAGAGAUCUCUGAGGUCAAAGAGUGUCUGGUCAAGAAAAAGAGAUGUCCAGGAACACGGAGGAAGUCCGACCGAAAAGAGAGGAGGAAUCGCAACAACCGUAAGGACAAGGAGAGCCAGGAGGGACGGAGGGAGAGGAAGCGGGAGCGGGACAGGGAUGCGGGUGAACGGGAAGACUCUGAUAACAGGAACAAAACGGAGACCCGACACCGGAGAGGCCACGACUCACAGACAAUCUCUCCUGAAGACGGCCUCGUGCAAUAAAGCUGGGGACAGAGGACGACCGACCCCAACCCCUCUGGUUGUCUCCCCUUCCUUCCUGCUCCAUGACAUCCCAACCCUUCCUUCCCCCUGCCCCCACCCACUAUCUCUCCCCUUUUUGACCCCGCCUUACAGGGGUGUUGCUGCUACUUGUAUGGUUUCAACAGACCUUAUUACAUCAGCGUUAUUCAUGGACUGUAAUAAGCCCUUUUGAUCUCAAAAACUGCAUCACCGUUCAAAGUGUCUCACGUGAAAGCUUUACGGAGACACUGCUGUCUGGAAACUGGGAACACUCUGCGACUGCAGAGGACUGUCAGACAAACUGACUAAGAUGGAGACAUAUGUGCUUGUUCAUACGGUUAUUUAAUGGAGCUUUGGUACAACGAUGUGUAUCUUUGGUUCCAAAUGUAGAUUGAUUUUACAGCGUCACAGUGCUUUGCAAAAGCAUUUACAUCCACUGAACUUUUUUUUUUUUAUUAUUGCUUUACAGCCAUAAACUUCAAUGUAUUUUACAGAGAUUUUAUGUACCAGAACAACAGAAAGUGGUUCAAAUUGUGAAAUGAAAAGAAAAUCUAUAAUUUUAUCUUUUUUCUACAAAUAAAAAUUUGAAUAGUGCGACUUGCAUUCAACCCCUUUAAUCUAAUAUGUGUGACAUCAGUCGCAUAUAUUAGAAAUCAGUCACAUAUUUGUGACUGAUGUGACACAUCAGUCUCCAAUUGUUGCUUUGUCCAUAAGCAACAAUACAUUUCUUUGGACAAGAUAUUGUCCAAAACAAUGUAUUACUUUCAGAUGUCACCUGAUUUGUAAAUAAACUCAAGGUUUUCAUAACUUAAUCUGAUUAUAACACAGGAAUAGGUUAUAAUAAAGUUUGUUAGAGAACAUUAGUGAACAAAGAGCACAGCAAGCAGGUCAGGAAUAAAGUCGUAGAGGCUUUUAAAGGAGUGUUAGGUUACAAAAACAGUAAACCAAGCUUUAAAAAUCACAUGACAUGCUGUUUAGUUUGCCAUCAUAAAAUUAGAAGUAUAGCACCACUGCAAAUCUACCAAGAUAUGGGUGUCCAUGUUAACUGAUAGGACACCCAUAUCUUGGGUGUCCUAUCAGAAAAGGAGAACAUAAAUCUAAGACGCAGUCAAGAGGACAAAGGUAAAUCCAAAAAUGUAUCUUAAUGGAUGAGUGUCAAGAAGAAAACACUUGUUGAAGCAAAGCAAUGAGGAGUCCUGUUUACCACAAACCUUUAGCCAUGUUAGGUACAGAACACAUCUGUGGUAAAAGGUGCUCUGGUUGGAUGUGACCAAAGUUAAACAUUUUUAGCACAUUACCUUUUACUUCACAACUAUUCACCACUUGUUGGGCUGUCCCUUAAAAUCCAAAUGAAAUAUCUGGACGUUUGUGCUGGUGACUCGGCAAAAUGUAAAAAAAAAAGUUCAAAGUGCGUAAAUACUUCUGCAAGAGACUGUGUGUAGAACAGUUUAUUAUUAUUGUUGUACUUGUUGUGUAGAUCUAUCUGGUGCAAAUUUUGUAAAGAACAAAAAUAUGAGUAUUAGCUCUUGCCAGCUUCAUACUGACACAUGUAGGGAAAGCUGAGUGCCGUGUCCAAAACUGAAAUAUGUACAUCUGGGAUGAAAACAAAGUUUAUCCAAAGAAGUGCUAAAGCUUCUGGAGCACUUUUUUUUUUCUCCCCUCCUUUUGUGUAAAUAGAUUCUGUGCUCCAAAUAAAGCUCAUCAACCAGAACAAAAAAAACAAACUGUAUGUAAAAUAAAGCUGUAAUGGUUUCUAUUUGUGCGUGUUGUUUGUCCAGCUCCAUAAACCCUGAUUAGUUCUUAGCUGAUUAGCAACAAUGUUAAUCACCUAAGAACUGCUGGGACAGUCCAGAGUUAGCUUGUUGAGAAACUGGAAACAAACAUGGUUCUGUGUUAUCUAGCGGUGUCAUAAAGUGGUUGAUAGCCUGCCAUGUUUAAUAAUCAACUAGUGUAAAUUCCAAGAAAUAAUUUAUGAUUAGUCAUUGUAAAUUUCAGCAGCUUUAGAUAUUAAAAGUUAAAUGUGUAAAUUGUUGAUUCAUUGAGUGGUUGAGCAAAAGAGAGUGAGCACAUAUCAUAAAACUGUGGCUCCUAAAGCUGUUCAGUUUCUGAUUUGUGACCAUGACCUCUGGUUGAGAAUUUGUUUCCACUAUGGUGGAGUGAAAUAAUGUAAAAAUAUGAUACAUUUGCCAGAUCUUUUUUUAGGUACUGUUUGUAUACGUCUUCAUGUGAUCAAUGCAGAUGUGAUUUAUAAUUAUUUAGCUGAAUUUCCAAAAAACUCUAGUUCAUAUCUUGCUGAUUUGGGACCCCAGUUUUGGCUACCACCCUCAGUGCUGGAUUUAAAAGAAAAUGAGCCCAGUUUUUGGUACCCCAUCUAUACCAGUCUAUGUAUGCAACAGAUUGAAAGGUACACAUUGACUUAGUGGUUUUCAUGCCUUUUAUAACAGUAAACCUUCUCGUGAAUUCAUCUUUGUUUUUGUACUUUCUUAAAAUGUCUUCAUAACCUGGCAUGCUGCAGGGCAUAGCAGAUAUCCCAUAAAAGUAGGCUAUUAGAUGUUCUGACUUUGGGACGUUUUCUCCUUUUCUUCUCUGUUAAUACUUUGAAAAAAGACCACAAAAACAAAACUUAACUGUUAAAGGAAUUAUUUCUAGAACCCAUAAAAAUAAAAAAUGCAAAAUGUUACAGUAGCCACCCCAGGCCUGUGUGUGGCGACAAAGCGCAGUCACUGACGCACAUUAGGUUUGUGACAACAUUCUCGAAUCAUUUCAAAUGUUUUAAUUCACUCAUGAUCAGAUUAUGUACAUAAAAAUCUCAGUGUUUUGAGCUUUUCAACCGUGUAUAACACCUCUUUAGCAACACAUUAGUUCUAUGAAUACAUGUAUUUUGGGUCCCCAGGUUUCUGCCCCUGGUAAGUCCUUGCUAUAGUCCGGCCCUGCGUAAAUUCCUUCUCACUUUUUUAAACCAUUAUUAUGCAAGAAAGAUAAAGGAAAGGAAGCAUUUUAAAGCUAAUCUGUUUAUUGGUGGAGUGAAUAUUUUGCUCUUCAGUAAUAACAACCGUUUUUGCAUCAGUAGACAUAUGACAGCGUUCCCUCCUUCCUCACAGCAGAAAAGUCUAUGCAAAUACAGACUGCACUUAAAUUAGCAACA
Xiphophorus couchianus (Monterrey platyfish) is the source of this 5042-nucleotide messenger RNA. RefSeq names its product R-spondin 3 (gene rspo3). NCBI's taxonomy places the organism in Eukaryota, Metazoa, Chordata, Actinopteri, Cyprinodontiformes, Poeciliidae. The record is from RefSeq and is a predicted model, not a curated record. The transcript is spliced from 6 exons. The coding region runs from base 896 to 1879 and encodes 327 amino acids.